UCCUUGGGAGAAAGACUUCCUCACUUCACUGCCAAUACAGGCUAUGUUCGAAAAUGUCUUCCUCCAACAAGAGGUUACGAGUUCUCGUGGAUAUGGACGGUGUUAUAGCGGAUUUUGAAGGAGGAUUCCUGAAGAAAUACAGGGCAAGGUAUCCAAACGAACCGUAUAUCACUCUGGAGGAUCGAAGAGGAUUUUGGGUAUCAACUCAGUAUGGGCAGCUGAGAAGUGACCUCUGCGAGAAGGCCAUUAGCAUUUGGGAGUCAAAGGAUUUCUUCAUUGAACUGGAACCCCUUCCUGGAGGUGUGGAAGCUGUGAAGGAGAUGUCUAAGAUGGAGAAUACAGAUGUCUUCAUUUGCACGAGUCCAAUAAAACAUUAUUGCCAUUGUCCAUAUGAAAAGUAUGCGUGGAUAGAAAAACAUCUAGGCUAUGACUUUUUGGAGCAUGUCAUCCUGACAAGGGACAAAACAGUCGUGAGCGGCGAUAUCCUUAUAGACGACAAGCCAGAUAUACAAGGUGUGGAGCCCAACCCAAGCUGGGAGCAUGUUCUCUUCACUGCCUGCCAUAACAAACACCUACCUCCCAGCCCUACCCAGCGUCGCCUCCUCUCCUGGGCCGACGACUGGAGGGGCAUCCUGGAGAGUAAGCGCCACUAA
This is a messenger RNA of Chanos chanos (milkfish), 653 nucleotides long. It is a transcript of the gene nt5m, whose product is annotated as 5',3'-nucleotidase, mitochondrial. Gene Ontology annotation, biological process: pyrimidine deoxyribonucleotide catabolic process. The record is from RefSeq and is a predicted model, not a curated record. Gene Ontology annotation, cellular component: mitochondrion. The transcript is spliced from 5 exons. Lineage: Eukaryota; Metazoa; Chordata; Actinopteri; Gonorynchiformes; Chanidae. The coding region runs from base 54 to 653 and encodes 199 amino acids. Gene Ontology annotation, molecular function: 5'-nucleotidase activity.